This is a messenger RNA of Candidozyma auris, 912 nucleotides long. RefSeq names its product methylsterol monooxygenase (gene ERG25). The coding region runs from base 1 to 912 and encodes 303 amino acids. The record is from RefSeq and is a predicted model, not a curated record. Gene Ontology annotation, molecular function: C-4 methylsterol oxidase activity; iron ion binding. Gene Ontology annotation, biological process: ergosterol biosynthetic process. NCBI's taxonomy places the organism in Eukaryota, Fungi, Ascomycota, Pichiomycetes, Serinales, Metschnikowiaceae. The transcript is spliced from 2 exons.
AUGGUUAGCGCUGUCUAUCACAACUACGAAGGCUUUGGUAACGUCACCACUUUUUCAGAUGCCUUGCACAACUUCUCCAAGGUGUCUGACUUGAACUAUGUCGAGAAGCUCUGGGCCUCCUACUACUACUGGAUGAACAACGACUUGUUCGCCACGGGUCUCUUUUUCUUCUUGAUGCACGAAAUCAUGUAUUUUGGUCGCUGUUUGCCCUGGGCCAUCAUCGACCGCAUUCCUUACUUCAACAAGUACAAGAUCCAGGAAACUAAGGUCCCCAGCAACAAGGAGCAGUGGGAGUGCCUCAAGUCGGUGUUGAUUUCUCACUUCUUGGUCGAGGCCUUUCCCAUCUGGUUUUUCCACCCUUUGUGUGAGAAGAUUGGUAUCUCUUUCUCGGCUCCUUUCCCUCCUUGGUGGAAGAUCGCUUUUCACUUGGCCUUGUUCUUCGUCGCUGAGGACGCCUGGCACUACUGGUUCCACAGAGGCUUGCAUCACGGUGUUUUCUACAAGUAUAUUCACAAGCAACACCACCGUUAUGCUGCUCCCUUUGGUUUGGCUGCUGAGUACGCCCACCCUGUAGAAGUGGCCCUUCUAGGCAUGGGCACCGUCGGCAUCCCCAUUGUGUGGUGCUACUUCACCAGGGACUUGCAUUUGUUCACCAUCUCUGUGUGGAUCUGCUUGAGGUUGUUCCAGGCUGUGGACGCUCAUUCCGGUUACGAGUUCCCAUGGUCCUUGCACCACUUCUUGCCUUUCUGGGCCGGAGCUGACCACCACGACGAGCACCACCACUUUUUCAUUGGUUCAUACGCCUCUAGUUUCAGAUGGUGGGACUUCUUCUUGGACACUGAGGCCGGUCCAAAGGGCAAGGCUUCAAGAGAGCAGAGAAUGAAGAAGAAAGCUGAGAAGAAGGUCCAGUAA